Molecule: messenger RNA, 618 nt
Organism: Eriocheir sinensis (Chinese mitten crab)
Lineage: Eukaryota; Metazoa; Arthropoda; Malacostraca; Decapoda; Varunidae
Exons: 4
Coding region: 47-565 (172 amino acids)
Source: RefSeq, a predicted model, not a curated record
CUUCCUUUCUUGUUCCUGAAGUGACGACGACGACGAAGAAGAAUUGAUGAUGCGAGAACAACACGGCGGCAAGUUUGAUGCCGAGGAGUAUCUGAGGCUGCUGCAGGAGGCGGGGACGGAGAAGAAGCGAGGCGGCUGCCCCCAGAACCCCAUCAGGAGCCGCUUCUGCUCCUUCUCCAGCGACCCGGUGCAGAACGACUGUAUCUGGCGGGCUGUGGUGCGAGGAGAAAACGCUGCAUCGUACAGGAGGAAAAUAGACUACGGCUCCCUGCACCGGUUCUACCAGGAGACUUCAUGGCUCGGCAGCAGCAAUGCUAGUCUCUCGCUGACUUCCGCGGGUAGCCAAAGAGAAGGUGAUGGUGAUUCCUUCGAGAAGCGGCUGCACAUAAACUACGGUCACGUCACACAGGGUCCCCCGCCCCCGACUACUUCCAGCGCGGUCAUCGGUUGGCGCUCAUCGCUGCCAGAACUUCGCCUAGAGCGCUAUGGAAACAGGCCUCGAAGGUGUCCCAAAAUAGAUUCUUCAAACACUGCUGGGUCCUGCUCCGUCUCACUUACGACAUAGACGCAGAACAACACAAGCGUAUAAAUAUUAUAUCUGAUGGGCCUGAGAGUGAU